Molecule: messenger RNA, 1753 nt
Organism: Closterium sp. NIES-67
Lineage: Eukaryota; Viridiplantae; Streptophyta; Zygnematophyceae; Desmidiales; Closteriaceae
Source: the annotation of a GenBank genome assembly
UCCAGAUUGCUACUUAAUUACGACAGAUUUCAGUCCGAAUCCACAGAACUACCAGCAGCACCAGCACUUACUCAUAUUUCCAGCCAAAAUCAGCUUUGAAAUUCAGCUGUCAUGGCGAACGUUGAUGACCAUCCUAUUUGGAAGUAUUUCAACGUGCCGGAGGGUGGUAAAUGCGACUCCACCGUAGACAAGCAGUGCAACCUUCAAGACGAUGCUGAAGAAGGUGGCAGCUGCGGGACCCGGUUUCUCCCCACCCGGACGUCGACUUACUGUAUCAUGGGUCGCCUGCUUGAGGAGUGCAAGUCGAAGACCGAAAACACCCUCAAGGAUGUGAAGGAGUCAUGGAGCGAAAUUGGUGUGAGCAUCGCGUGCGACGGGUGGACGGAUGGCGAAGGCCGACCUCAGCUCAACAUCCUGGCGGUGAACUCCCGUGCAAGCGUCUUCCUGUUUGGCGUGGACUGCGGCACGGAUAAGAAAGGAGCCGACUACAUCGCCAAACAUUUGAAGACCGCGAUUGUGGAGGUCGGCGCAGAGAACGUCGUUGGACUGCUGAUGGAUGGUGCGAGCGCGAACAUCAGCGCUGCCAGCAUCGUGGCGCAGGAGUAUCCUAAAGUGCUGUGGAUUCGUUGUGCCGCACACGCGCUCAGUCUCUUGAUGAAAGACAUUGGCGAGCUUAACUGGGCCAAACCCACCAUCGAGGAGGCGCAACAACUCAUAUCUACAUUGAAAAACGCACAGUGGAUCACGGGCCACUUUCGGGAGGACUCGCUGAAAGUGUUGAAGACUGCAGGCAUUCGGUUCGGGACGAACUACAUCGCUCUUGAGCGGUUGAUUUUGGUGCGUCGCACAUUGAAGAAGAUGGUGUCGACCAAGGGUUUCAAGGACUACAUGAAGGGGAGGCCUAAACUGAGGGUUGCACGGGGUACCAUUAAGCGCCCUGGAUUCUGGAAGGGCGUUGAACAGGUGGUAGUUGUGCUGAAGCCAAUCUACAUGAUGCUGAGGCAGGUCGACGGCAAUCAGGAGGUCAUGGGCAAAAUGUGGGAGAACAACAUCAACUGCCCUCUUUAUGUGGUUGGGCGCAUUCUUUAUCCGCCGAACCAGUACGAGAAGAUAUUCGGACCGGAUCGCGAGUGCACCAAGGUAUUCAAACAGUUUGUGCGCGACUACUACAAGGGAGAGACUGUGAAGAUGGGGAACGUCCUGUCACCAAUGGCGACAGUUGUGGAAACCGAGAUUCUGACGUACACCAGGGGGACGGGAGAAAUUGGAGAGCAGAAAGCUAAGGACGAACACAUCCUUAUCAAGGAGGGUCACCUGGAUCCUGUGCAGUGGUGGGUUAUGAAUGGCUCCGACUGCCCUCACCUGACGAAGUUGGCGUGCAAGAUUCUCAAGCAGUGCGUGUCGGCGUCCACAUGUGAGACGAACUGGGGUGUGUGGGAGUCCAUCCACACCGCACGCCGCAACCGACUCGGCCCCAAGCGUCUUGCGGAUUUAGUGUACGUCAGUCACAACUACCACACUGUGAAGAAACUUGAUGAGGACUUCGCCAAGAAAAUGAUGGUGACAGCACUACCAAUGAUUCGAGAGGAGCCCAAGGAUGGCUAUGAGCCACUUGACGAGGAUGAUGACAUCCAAGAUGAAGCUUACUUGGACAUUUCCACUGUGGAUGAGUCUGAGGACGAGCCUGAUGACGAGUCUGAGGACGAAUCUAGCGAUUCAGAGUGAUCCGAGUAGGUGUUUUGCUCGGGGGAAA